Saccostrea cuccullata (small rock oyster) is the source of this 1584-nucleotide messenger RNA. RefSeq lists its product as uncharacterized. NCBI's taxonomy places the organism in Eukaryota, Metazoa, Mollusca, Bivalvia, Ostreida, Ostreidae. The record is from RefSeq and is a predicted model, not a curated record. Bases 118 to 1056 code for a protein of 312 amino acids. Gene Ontology annotation, molecular function: protein binding. The transcript is spliced from 2 exons.
GCAUUACAAAUAUUUGCUGGAGAUAAAACUGGCAUAUUUUAAUAGCUUUGGAAAAAUAGUUAAGUAAAUGGAAGUUUGAUUUUCAGAAAUCAGCUGAUAUCAUAUUCCUAGCUAGCCAUGAAGAAAUUGUUCGUCACAAGUUUUCUGUUACCAUUUCUGACUUUUGGAGAACAAAUUAACAGUCGUGAGGAUGUAAAUGCAAAAUCAAAUGUUCUUGAACACACUUUAAACGAUCUAAUGGAUUUUGUCUACAUUCAGAAAAAACGUAAUGAAGAUUUAGAAUCCCGGAUUCUACAGAACCAAAAAGAAAUCGAGCAAAUGAAGGACCGGUAUAGUGGAACAAUAAAAACUUUGGAAACUCGUAUAUGUAAAAUUGAAGAUAUAACAAAGACUCAAGAUCGUGAUCUUACGAUACGGAGAAAAAAUACAGUAGGAGAAAAGAGGUUUAUUGCCCAUUUAAAACACCGAAUUACAAAUGUGGAAAAAGUCCAUGUACCACAGUUUGAAAAUCCAUGUGACCCCGAAAAUAGUUCCCAUGUAAAUGUUGCCAGUGUAAAAGCAUUAUCGAUGGGUAAUAUCAACCCUGAGAGAAUUCUGAGUAAGAGACAUCUUAGAAGGCGAUCUGUCACACAAAGAUCAAAUGAAACUGGUAUUAUUGCAUUCUAUGCAUACAUGUCUUCGAUGGUUGGGAACCCUAGUACACGCCUAGUAUUGGUCUUUGAUGUAGUCCGAACCAACAUUGGAAAUGCAUACCAUGCUUCAACUGGGGUCUUUAUUGUUCCCGAAUCAGGAGUCUAUGUGUUUACCUGGACAUUUCGCUCAGGGAAUGGUGAUGGCCACUCAGUUCAACUAAUGAUAAAUGCAGUAGAAUAUGGUUCUGUUUAUCAUCGCACACUAAGAGCCGUAGAAGCAGAAGAAACAGGAAUAGUUGUUGCCCAGGUAACAACUGGAGAUGAUGUUUAUGUGAGGAUAAAAUCCAUAUAUCGUUUAGGGGAAGCACACUAUAUCCAAAGUGAUUCGGAUGGGAGAACAUCUUUUGCAGGAUGGAAGCUGUAAAGUAGAUGUAUGCCUGGAUCAGUGAAUAAUUGAUUGAUUGUAUAUUGUUAAAUUUUUAAAUUCUAAAGCUACUCUCUUUUUCGAAUUGCAAGGAAAUUUUACACAAAAAUACUUUCGUUGGUCGUUACAUGUAGUAUGGAAAUUUAUUGAUGUCACUGCACAUCCAGAAUUUUGUAAAGCCGAAAUGCACAAUUAUCCCGCUCUUGUAUUUUUUUCAUUUUAAGUGCUUAAAUAUUAUUUACAAGAACAUAAUUUAUUGCUUAUUGAUGGAUCAGCCAUUGCUCAUAAAACUUAAGCAAGCUUAAGUGGCUUUCUUUUUCAGAAAGCUGUAAUAAUGUAGCCCUCUCCUUUUUUUCUCCCCAGGAAAUAUCAGUUUAAAAAAAUCGCAGAGUGCUGCAUUAUUGCAGCUAUUUUAGGUAGUUCAAUCCUUAGGUUCUAAAAAUCAACAGUUAAGUGAUUGAAGUCGCCCUUGCAGUGAUAAGAGCUGUUGCUUUAGAGUCAUGUAGUAUUAAGGAGAUAAUCCUUACG